GUUUAGUGCCAGGACAAGAGACAGAGAAGACUGAUGAAGAAGAAGCCUGAAGCAGACUAAUGGAAAACUACACAUACAACAGUGUCAUGCUGCAGCUGGAAGGAUUACAAUUCUCCAAAUACUCUGUGUACCCUGUCUUUCUCUUCUUAUUUUUCUCAUACAUUUUUAUAAUGUUUAUGAAUGUUGGCAUAGUAGUCCUGGUUUUCAUUGACAAAAGCCUUCAUCAGCCCAUGUACCUUCUCUUCUGCAACCUGCCUGUUAAUGACCUUAUUGGGAAUUCUAUCAUGGUUCCCCGUCUGCUGGUAGACAUCCUGCAGCCUCCGUCUGAGCGUUUCAUCAGUUAUUAUGAGUGUGUGGUCCAAGCUUUCAGCACACACAUGUUCGGCACUGCUUCCCACACCGUCCUCAUGAUCAUGGCUUUUGACAGAUAUGUGGCCAUCUGCAAUCCUCUGCGCUACGGAGCCAUAAUGAGCAACAAGAUGGUGAUGAAGCUGACGGUGUCUGCCUGGGGAGUGGCCUUCCUUCUGGUCGGGAUUCUGCUCGGUCUGACCAUCCGACUGAACCGAUGCAGGACUCUGAUCACUAAUCCUUACUGUGACAACGCCUCUCUGUUCAAACUCUCCUGUGAGAGUGUGGUCAUCAACAACAUCUACGGCCUCACGUUCACUGUGGUUCUGUUCACAGCUUCUAUCGGCAGCAUGGUUAUCACCUACACUAAGAUCACAGUAGUGUGUGUGACCAGCAAAAGCAAGUCUCUGAACAGUAAAGCCUUGAAGACCUGCAGUACUCAUCUAGUUGUGUAUUUGAUAAUGUUGAUCACUGGAUUUAUUGUCAUCACUCUGCAUCGUUUCCCUCAGUACUCAGACUACAGGAAAUUUUCUGCUAUUCUGUUCCACAUCAUCCCUGGCAGCAUGAACCCCAUAAUCUACGGAGUUCAGUCUGCAGAAAUCUGCAAGUCCUUGUCCAAAUUAUUCCGAUCAAAGCCAGUCAUGCCACUGUUCUGACCUGAUAAUAUUAGUGUAUAAAACCGUAAGAGUUGACACUAAUUUUGAAAAGUAGGUUGGACUAAAUUGUUUGAUAUUUAUCGUCCUGAUUAAUAUGAAAUAUGCUCUAAAUGCUGUUGUGCUGUGUUCAAUCCUGAAGCACUUGGGUUGUCUCCAGAGUUUUCAGUUAAGUUUUUUGUUAGUUGAAGGUUUUUUCAGGUUUCAGUAUUGAUUUAUUUAGCUUAACAAGGUAUAAUUUAAAACACAGUUACAAUUCUAAGAGCACCAGAUGUCUCCACUGAUUCCUCUUUAAGCUUGUUGUGUUGACUUUGGAACAGUAGUAGCUCAGGAGUUAGACUGGUCGUCCAAUAACCGAAAAGUUGCUGGUUCAAUUCUUCCCUAUCCCUAGUCCUUGAACCCUUGGGCAAGACACUUAACCACCUUGCUCCCAGUGUGUGUGAGUGAGUGAUGUCGGUGGGAGAGGCCGUAGACACAGAUUGGCAGCUACGUUUGUUCACCCCAUAGGGCAGCUGUGACCACUGAGGUAGGGUACCGGGGUGUGACUGUGUGAGCAAACGAAUAAUGCAAUUAAUUGUAAUUGUAAAGCUCUUUAAAAGCCAGUGAUAAGGCACUAUAUAAAACCAAUGCAUUAAUACUAUUGACAAAAUUGUCCAACUUUAAAAAGACUCAAAAUAAAGAUUUAUUUACACAUAAAUUUGGUGUAGAAGACAGUGGAGUACAGCAACAUGCGGUGUGUUUCAUUUAUAGUUUUAGGGGUGUGACUAUGAAAAUAGUUCUACAGGCACAUGUUUCUAA
This is a messenger RNA of Mugil cephalus (flathead mullet), 1799 nucleotides long. Its product is annotated as olfactory receptor 52N5-like. Gene Ontology annotation, biological process: G protein-coupled receptor signaling pathway. The coding region runs from base 60 to 1004 and encodes 314 amino acids. Gene Ontology annotation, molecular function: G protein-coupled receptor activity; olfactory receptor activity. Lineage: Eukaryota; Metazoa; Chordata; Actinopteri; Mugiliformes; Mugilidae. The transcript is spliced from 2 exons. The record is from RefSeq and is a predicted model, not a curated record. Gene Ontology annotation, cellular component: membrane.